UUUCAUAUAUUGUUUAGAAAUGUGUCCCAACACUCUCCGUUUCCUUAGAAAUUUUCCAAGUGUUUGUGUGACCCAGCAUUGCCUCUUCUCCGCGAAAGAGGCUGCUAUAGCCUUGCGUCCGUUUUAUUUUGCAGUUCAUCCUGACAGAUUUGCUCAAGAACCGGAUAUUCAAACGAGAAAUGAGAGAGCAUUGCAGGUCUUCAAUGGCUACAUCAACAAUUUAUUUCCAGAGCCUGUAACCCAAAUGCCUGUCAAUGUUGAGUUCACAGUGAGGGACACACUCUCCAACUUUAAAAGUAUUCGAAUAUUUCUUUCUGGCGCAGAUCCAGCAGAAAUUAUUAAACUAGCACUUGAAAGAUGUGAAUUAAGCACAGCCCAUUUGCCUGUACGAGACAACCUUUCACAAAACCAAAAAGGCACCAAAACGGCUCAACAAAAUUUUGCUCCAGGAUUAGACGAAAUUUGGAAGAAUUUACAAGAAAAUGAACGUUUAAGACAAAAACGUUUUUAUUCUGUUAAUUUAUUAAAUGAAUUAUCAAAAAAUCGAGAAUUGGCAAUGCAAAGAAAGGACGGACAUAAAGUUAUGGUUGAAAUAAUUGAGGACAAUAUUGAUGAGAUUAAAAGGAAAACUGGUUUAACUCAGAUCCUUUGGUCUAUAAAUUGGGAACUUACUUUUAUGCGUCGUUGCCUUAUUAAUGUUCUUGAAAUGAUCAACCAUGCAGACAAGCAUUCGAAGGAUUUUAUUAUUUAUUCUUUAAAUGGCAGACAAUUAACUUUUGGACGUGGUUCUCAUAUUUGUUGUAAUGGGUCUUUACAGUUUGGUGCUGAUGACGCUAUUGGCGCUUGGCAAAAAAUUUGUAUAGAAUCCACAAAAUUUCUAACAUUUGAAGUUCAAAAUCUUGAAAGACUUGUUCAACGAGUUGCUGAACUUUUGGGAGGAAUAAAUUUAUUAGUUCAACCUCAUGAUGGUUUACUUCAAACAAUUAAGAACGUGAAACUUUUUAUUGCAAGAAUUUGUUCACAACCUCCAUCAGAACUCUCAAAAAUUACUUCUCUUCUCAAAAAAGACCAGCAAGUUCAAAUUAUGAAUGGGUAUUCAGAAUUGGCACUUCUUCGAGGAAUUUUACAAAUACCUUGUAAUGUUGAUAUUCAGGCAUUGAAACAUUUUAUUGAUAAAAAUGAUGCCUCAAAAGCUGAGAAAAUGAGAAAGGAAUAUUUUGAACAGAAGUAUUUCUUGGAAAGCGUUAAAAAUUCAACAGUCUCACAUUUGGAGUUAAAUUCACUUAGUUGGGAUGCCGAUUUAAAUUUUACACGUUUAUUAGAUGCUUUACGAAAACUAUCAAAAAUCCAAAAAGAACAAAUUUCACAUUUCUCUGGCUUAGAAAUUCAUCUCGGAUCUGGACCAAAAAUUUUUGUUCUUGCUUCAGGUAAAAUUUCAGUGCCAAUUGAAAUGAUUGAAGAUUUUGAAAUUUAA
This is a messenger RNA of Meloidogyne enterolobii, 1474 nucleotides long. The record is from the annotation of a GenBank genome assembly. Lineage: Eukaryota; Metazoa; Nematoda; Chromadorea; Rhabditida; Meloidogynidae.